Messenger RNA from Cuscuta campestris, 1628 nucleotides. NCBI's taxonomy places the organism in Eukaryota, Viridiplantae, Streptophyta, Magnoliopsida, Solanales, Convolvulaceae. The record is from the annotation of a GenBank genome assembly.
UGGUCUUUUAUCCCGAAUGUGUGAUUAAAGGAUGUCUAAUGUUUAGGAGAGUGAAAAUCGUGUGUUUUGAUCGAAGUGUCGAACAAAUUUCACUUUAUUACUUUUCUAGCCCUUGCUAGAAAGUGAAGUCAGGCAAAUGAGAGCUUAUCUAGCCUUGUCGUCUCCAGCCCUUUGUUCAUCACCACUCUCCGGUCCCUCACGCGCCACCGCAAGAUACACGCCGACUCUGCUGCAGCGCCGUCGUCCUCUCUUACUCGACAAAGGUACAACCACUUACGGCAGCAGCCUCCUCUCCAAGUUCCACAUCUUUUCUGGUACGACCCUCACUGCUGCGUCUUCUUCAAUCAUGGCCGCUUCGCUCCAUCCUGAACAAUCUAGGGUUCCUCAAGCUAUCAAAUUGCCCACUCCUCCGGUUACUAAGUUUAAGAUCGGCCUUUGCCAGUUGUCUGUGACUUCUGAUAAGGAGAGGAACAUUGUUCAUGCUAGAAGUGCCAUUGAAGAGGCUGCAGAGAAGGGAGCUAAGCUCAUACUUUUGCCUGAAAUAUGGAAUAGUCCAUAUUUAAACGAUAGCUUCCCAAUCUAUGCGGAGGACAUUGAUGCUGGCCCUAGUGCAUCGCCUUCAACAGCCAUGCUUUCUGAAGUUGCUCGUCUUCUAAAGGUCACAAUUAUAGGUGGUUCAAUACCAGAACGAAGUGGGGAUAAGUUGUUUAACACGUGCUGUGUCUUUGACUCUGAGGGAAAGUUGAAGGCAAAACACAGAAAGAUACACCUUUUUGAUAUUGAUAUUCCCGACAAGAUAACUUUUAUAGAGUCUAAGACCCUCACAGCUGGGAAAACGCCUACAGUUGUCGAUACAGAGGUUGGACGAAUUGGUAUAGGCAUUUGUUAUGACAUUCGCUUUCAGGAGCUAGCUAUGCUAUAUGCAUCAAGAGGUGUCCACUUGAUCUGCUAUCCUGGUGCAUUUAACAUGACCACUGGACCCCUUCACUGGGAAUUACUGCAGAGAGCAAGGGCUGCAGAUAAUCAGCUGUAUGUUGCAACAUGUUCCCCUGCUCGAGAUGCUGGAGCGGGAUAUGUGGCAUGGGGUCAUUCCACACUUGUUGGACCGUUUGGGGAAAUAGUAGCUACUACUGAGCAUGAAGAGGCAAUAAUAAUAUCAGAGAUAGACUAUACACAGAUUGAACAAAGGAGGACAAAUCUGCCAUUGGAGAAGCAAAGGCGCGGCGAUCUUUACCAGUUCGUGGAUGUCCAGAGAUUGAAUUCAGCCAGUGAAGUGUUGUCGUUAUGAUUCCAAAAAAUAAAAGAAGAAGAAGAAGAAGGUUUCAUGCAAGAUACAAAGUGUUUAUUGAAAGAAACCAUUGCUCCAACCUGUAUUGACUUUAGAACAUUCAGAAAGGCUAUUAAUCUCCAGGUAACAAUUAUGAUGCCACUAGAGUUAAUAAUAUUCAUUAUCACAAGUUACAAACGACGCAAGGGAGCAGAACUAUGAAAACUUUUCCCCUUAUUUGUUUGUAAAUCUAUUGCAGAUUGUAUUGAUCAUGUGUUUAGUUCUUAAUGCAUCUCCCAUAUUUGUCUAUAAAGAAAGGAUAAAUGGGAUGCUGAUGAUUUCAUAAAUGUUUUAUGAAAUG